Molecule: messenger RNA, 604 nt
Organism: Triplophysa rosa
Lineage: Eukaryota; Metazoa; Chordata; Actinopteri; Cypriniformes; Nemacheilidae
Product: histone H2B-like
Exons: 1
Coding region: 166-540 (124 amino acids)
Cellular component (GO): nucleosome
Molecular function (GO): structural constituent of chromatin; DNA binding; protein heterodimerization activity
Source: RefSeq, a predicted model, not a curated record
UCCCGUCACACUAUGAACUAACCAAUUGAAAUAUUUAAAGGGUUUGGCUAUCGAAGACACAUAAUCAGAGCCCAUGCCCGGUUUUGCUAAAAAUUUGCAUAGACUCGUCAAUAAAAACCCCUGCAGUGUGUGCGAUGUCGUUUCAGAUUGUCGAUUUAUUACGUCAUGCCUGAACCAGCGAAGUCCGCGCCCAAGAAGGGUUCUAAAAAGGCCGUCAUCAAGACCGCCGGAAAGGCAGGAAAGAAGCGCAAGAGAUCCAGGAAGGAGAGUUACGCUAUCUAUGUGUAUAAAGUCUUAAAGCAGGUUCAUCCUGAUACCGGUAUUUCAUCGAAGGCCAUGGGCAUCAUGAAUUCUUUCGUCAAUGACAUCUUUGAGCGAAUCGGGGGUGAGGCAUCUCGUCUCGCUCACUACAACAAACGCUCCACCAUCACUUCCAGAGAGAUCCAGACCGCCGUUCGUCUGCUGUUGCCCGGUGAGCUUGCCAAACACGCCGUGUCUGAGGGAACAAAGGCCGUGACUAAGUACACCAGCUCCAAAUAAACUCGCUUGAAGUUUAACACCACAAAGGCUCUUUUAAGAGCCACCCACUCUUUCAGAUAAAGAG